AUGAAUGUCAAAAGCGAUCGACGCUUGUCCACUUUUCUUGAGCUCUUAAAGAUCGGCUACAAACAAAUUGGCAGAAAGGAACACCCACAACGCCCGCGUAAAAAUCCUCAUUUGAUUGAUCUAAAGCCUACGAAGAAGUUCGUUGCAUCAUCUUCACCGUUUGUCAUCAACAAGAUUCCACGCAACACUUGGGAAAAAAUCUACUUCGGAGAUUAUCCAUAUGCAAAAUGUAUAAUGGUUGGAAGCGAAAAUGCAACUACAGCAAUUGGAUUAGCAGGAAAUUCUCUGGGGAUUAGAGUUACGAAAGGAGUAGUUUUAGCGAGAGAGAAAACUGUUUCUUGUGCAAUUGAGAGAUUGACCACUAGUUGUGGAAUCACUGGAAUUGCUGGCGUGAAUCAUGUAAAGAGAACUGUGGAAACACAAUCGAUACCACAAAUCUUUGGCGAUCUAACAAGUAGGUUUCUCCAGUUUUAUGAGCCUAAAAGCUUUGGAGAGACAAUAUUACUAGCUGGAUUCGAUGAGAGUGGAUCUCAUUUAUAUCAGAUGGAUGUGGCGAGAUCGUAUGAAGCGUGGAAGUAUUCAUCUCUGGCUCAAAGGGUCUUAAACCUUAAAACAUCACUUCGCAACAGGUACGACGAAAACGAAAACAUGACUCUCGAGGAAGCUACUCGCGCAGCGAUCCGGACACUAAUAGAAGGCUUCGACGGAGAGCUCACCAGCAACAAUAUGGAAAUUGGCAUAAUUGGUGAUGACAGAGUUUUCAGCUCAUUCGAUCUCAACAUCAAAGCUAAGGUAAAUCUAUUUUCUUCCCAGCGGUGCUUCAUUGUUCGAGUUCUCGCUGAUUUGCUUAAGAGUGAAAUGGGUGACAGUCAGUAUUCGUUUUCGCUCACUACUUUCAGUCCAUCUGGGAAGCUGGUUCAGAUAGAACAUGCCCUUACAGCCGUUGGAUCUGGCCAAACUUCUUUGGGGAUCAAAGCUGCUAAUGGAGUUGUCAUUGCAACCGAAAAGAAAUUGCCUUCGAUUCUGGUCGAUGAAGCAUCUGUUCAAAAGAUUCAGCAUUUGACUCCUAAUAUUGGAGUUGUAUACAGUGGCAUGGGUCCUGAUUUUCGAGUGCUUGUUAGGAAGAGUAGGAAACAGGCUGAGCAAUAUCUGAGACUGUACAAAGAACCCAUCCCUGUUACCCAACUUGUAAGGGAAACCGCCACUGUUAUGCAAGAGUUUACUCAAUCAGGUGGUGUUAGGCCGUUCGGUGUUUCUCUGCUGGUAGCUGGAUAUGACGACAAGGGUCCACAGCUAUACCAGGUGGAUCCAUCAGGCUCUUAUUUCUCUUGGAAAGCUUCAGCAAUGGGGAAGAACGUUUCUAAUGCAAAAACAUUCCUUGAGAAAAGGUACACGGAAGACAUGGAACUCGACGAUGCUAUUCACACAGCCAUACUGACACUGAAAGAAGGCUUUGAGGGAGAGAUCUCGAGCAAAAAUAUCGAGAUUGGCAAAAUCGGUGCUGACAAAGUUUUCAGGGUACUAACACCAGCAGAGAUCGAUGAUUACCUUGCUGAAGUCGAGUAA
This is a messenger RNA of Microthlaspi erraticum, 1566 nucleotides long. NCBI's taxonomy places the organism in Eukaryota, Viridiplantae, Streptophyta, Magnoliopsida, Brassicales, Brassicaceae. The record is from the annotation of a GenBank genome assembly.